AUGGAUGUAUUUUUAAGACCGUUGGUGGAUGAAUUAAAGGAGUUGUGGAAUAAUGGGGUACCAAUGAGAGAUAGUUCGACCAACUCGAUGUUCACAAUGCGUGCUGCGCUUUUGUGGACAGUGAAUGAUUUUCCUGCUCGUGGUAGCUUGUCUGGAUGGAGUGGUCAAGGUUAUAAAGCUUGUCCUACUCGUAAUGAAGAUACAACGUCCAUUCGAGUAAUCCGGAAGACCUCAUAUGUUGGUCAUAAAAGGUUCUUGCCAAGUAAUCGUGUAAUGAGAAGAGAUACUCAGUUUGAUGGUAAAGUUGCAAGAAGACCUCCUCCAAGACGAUUUACUUGUGAGGAGAUAUUAUCACAAGUUAAUGCUCUUGAACCGCAAAUUCCCGGACAUCAUGAAGAUUUUGGGGGCGUGAAACGUAGAAGAGUUGUAGAAACUUCUAAUUGGAAGGAAAAAAAAAGUAUUUUCUACGAGCUGGAGUAUUGGAGCACGAAUAUUUUAAAACACAACAUUGAUGUCAUGCAUGUUAAGAAGAAUAUGUGUGACAGUCUCCUAGGAACCAUCUUAGAUAAUGAUAAAUCAAAGGAUACAACCAAUGCACGACAUGAUUUAAAGAAGAUGGGUAUUAGGAAAUUGUUGUGGAUUUAUGAAGAUGAGAAUGGCAGACUAAUGAAACUGGAUGCUCCUUAUGUUUUGACUCGUGAAAAAAGACAACUAUUUUUGGGAAACAAGGCACGUCCUGAAGGGUCAAUUGCAGAAGGUUAUGUCGUUGAUGAGGAGGUAACCUUUUGUUCAAUGUACUUUAAAGGGUGUGAAACAAGAUUUAAUCAUCUUGAUCAAAAUGAAGAUGCACCUUCUGUCUCUCGCUAUCUCUCAGUUUUUAAUUCUCAAUCUCGUCCUUUGACUAACAGAAUUAUCAAGCCUCUUAAUCGUAUCAGUCGUGAAAAAGUUGAGUGUGAACAUUUGGAGAAGAUCAGGCAUGAGUAUCCUAAUAGUAACCACGAUGUUUUGCAUAGACAAACUUUUCGUCCGUGGUUUCAUAAGAAGUUUAUUGCAACUGAAAGAGACAAAAAGCGAAAGACACAAAAUAGUGGUGUUAAUGUUGCUAGAACUGAAGGGUUUGAUUACUACGGCAUACUUGAAGAUGUAAUCACUAUAUCUUAUAUUGGUGCAUAUACAAUUACACUGUUUGAAUGUAAAUGGUAUAACACUAAUCCUAUAAGAAAGAAGACAAUCACUGAAAAUAAUAUAACCAGUAUAAAUAUACGUGGAUUUUGGUAUCAAGAUGAGCCGUACAUCCUUGCUAACCAAGCCAAGCAAGUUUUCUAUCUUGAAGAUCCACUCAGAGGUCGCGAUUGGAAUGUUGUUGAAGAUAUUAGCCAUCGAAAAAUUUGGGACAUUAAUGACAAUAAAGAUGAGACAGAUGUUGAUGUUGUAAAUGAUUCUAACUCUUCAAAUUUUGUUUUGACGGUUGAUCUUGGAGAGUUGAUUUUGCAAUCGAAUGAACCUCCAGUAAUUGUUGAAUCGACCGAUAAGUUAGUGGAUUCUGAGAAGGAAAAUAAUGAACAUGAUUAA
Cannabis sativa is the source of this 1572-nucleotide messenger RNA. RefSeq lists its product as uncharacterized. NCBI's taxonomy places the organism in Eukaryota, Viridiplantae, Streptophyta, Magnoliopsida, Rosales, Cannabaceae. The coding region runs from base 1 to 1572 and encodes 523 amino acids. The record is from RefSeq and is a predicted model, not a curated record. The transcript is spliced from 4 exons.